Chlorella variabilis is the source of this 717-nucleotide messenger RNA. Its product is annotated as expressed protein. The transcript is spliced from 3 exons. The record is from RefSeq and is a predicted model, not a curated record. The coding region runs from base 1 to 717 and encodes 238 amino acids. NCBI's taxonomy places the organism in Eukaryota, Viridiplantae, Chlorophyta, Trebouxiophyceae, Chlorellales, Chlorellaceae.
AUGCCGCAGAAGCUGCGCCAGCGGGAUGGCACGCGCACCAGCUCCCUGCGGGCCAGGCUGCGCGCAGAGCAGAAGAGCAGUAGCAGCAGCAGCCGCAAGGUGGCGAUCAUUGUGACGGAGCGCAGCUGGGGCGAUGGCGCCGUCAUUGAGGAGUCGCGGUAUGAGGACGAGCGGGAGCUGCAGGAUGUGAUGGAAGAGGAGGGGGAGGAUGCGCAGCUGGAGUGGGACAUGGAGGAGGAGGAGGGUGCACCCACCUCGCGACGUGCGGCCCAGCGCGAGGACGAUGACCUGUUUGACGACGAGGGCGACCUGGUGGCAGCAAACGAUGCGCAGUCAGAGACGCGCCACAUCCUGUCCAUCUCGCCGCACUUCACCUCGCGGCUGGCGGGCCCCAACGAGGCUGCCGCCAUGGUGCUGGGCUCUGUGGUGGACCUGGGCGCCCAGCCCAGCAGCGCAGACCUGCAGGUGCUGAGCAGCUACAUCUGCCAGGCUGACGAUGUGCCGGCCGCAGUGCUGCUGGCAGCGGCGCUGGAUCGGCUGCCUGAGCUGGGCGCAGCAGAUUGCGCGCCACAGCUACGGCAGGAACUGGCGGACCUGUGCAGCAGCCACGAUGUUGACUUGGAUGCGGCCAUCGAUGGGGUACUGAGGAAGAACGAGCCGGAGCUGGGGGACAUUGGGGCGGAGGUGGCGGAAAUGCUGCAGAUGGCGGGCCUGUAG